AUGGCGCGUCCUCGCGGCAUCGACGUUUUGUUCGAGUUUGACGCGCCGCAGACGUUUCAAGAUCUCAGUGCACCAUUUGUUCCUCAUGCACUAGGUGAACACGACGUCUGGUUUGAUCAAAUUCACCCACAACAUAGCAAACCCAGUGCCGACCUUGCACGAGAAGCAGCAGCUAUUGUGCGUAAGUUGCAGGAUAAGGAGCAGCAACUCAAGGAAAUGCCGAUCAAUAGAAAGAGCAAACGAUGGAGUCGAGAUAAAGAGAAUGAGCGUCCAAAGAGCGGAGAUCGUAGUCUGGUCCGAAACAAGCAACUUCAAUUACAAGAGAGUAAGAAAACCUAUACAAGUGUCAAGGAAAUGCGAGCUACGUCCGAGCCAUUUCAAGUCAAGAAAGAGAUAAAAGAGGAGAUAGCUGUUGUGGAAAAGCGUCGAAAACCACUUGUGGAUGCACGUAAUAGGCUCAAUUUAUCAGGCAAGGAGAGAACGUUCAUGAGUGGUGAGAAGAAAGAGAUGAGGGACUGGCAGAAGCUGCUGAAGAAACAUAAUAAGAAGUUUAAAGCUACACAUACGUAUGAACCAUCGCAACAUUCAGUGCGAGAGGUGAAGCAGUGGGAACGCAAGAUGAACAAGAGCUACUAUAAUUUGUCGGUGGAGGAGCGAGUACAAGCAAAUCAGGAGAUUGCGAUUUGGAAGCAACGACAAGCGGAUAGCAGUCAGUAG
Molecule: messenger RNA, 717 nt
Organism: Peronospora belbahrii
Lineage: Eukaryota; Oomycota; Peronosporomycetes; Peronosporales; Peronosporaceae
Source: the annotation of a GenBank genome assembly